Messenger RNA from Dichomitus squalens LYAD-421 SS1, 1248 nucleotides. Its product is annotated as purine and uridine phosphorylase. Gene Ontology annotation, molecular function: uridine phosphorylase activity. Gene Ontology annotation, biological process: uridine catabolic process. Gene Ontology annotation, cellular component: cytosol. The record is from RefSeq and is a predicted model, not a curated record. The coding region runs from base 85 to 1164 and encodes 359 amino acids. The transcript has 9 exons. NCBI's taxonomy places the organism in Eukaryota, Fungi, Basidiomycota, Agaricomycetes, Polyporales, Polyporaceae.
ACCACGGCACGUUCAGCUUUAAGCAGCAAAGUAUAGGAUCAGCACUUCACGGUCAAGAGGGAAAGUGCUGCGGCAGAUUGGAAGAUGAAGACCCGCAUUGUUGACGCCAAUUUUCCUCGCACGCUCGACCAGCGUGUCUAUCACCUUGGCCUUCGCGCUGGUGAAGUGGCCAAUCGUAUUAUCACGCUAGGCACACCUUCGCGGGCUCAUGGCAUCGCUUCUUACCUGGACCCAGUCCCGAUCGCGUUUAAACUCACGUCUGAACGUGGUUUUACGACCAUUACUGGUCGUUACAAGGGAGUGCCCGUUUCGAUUGUCAGCAUUGGGAUGGGUCAUCCGAACGCGGAUUUCUUUGUGCGGGAGGUAAGAGAAUGUUUGAACGGCGAGAUGGUUGUGGUGAGGCUCGGGUCUUGUGGCGCCCUCAUUGAUGUUCCCGUGGGAUCUGUCGUAGUUCCUAAGGGUAGUAUUGCUGUUACGAGGAACUAUGAUUUCGACUUCGUGUCCGGAGCGUCGGAAGGGCAACCUUACCGACUAAGCAAGCCGGUGAUGGCGGAUCAGCUCCUGCACGAAGCGAUAGUCAAGGCAUUGAGAACGACUCAACCUACGGGGAUCAACACAUCAAUUGUAGACCACGCCCUCAAUGCGUCUGCAGACAGCUUCUACUCUUCACAAGGACGCCAAACGUCGUUUCCGGACCAUAACUCGGACCUUAUUUCUCGCCUCAUGACCGGACACAGAGAUCUGGCCACAUUCGAGAUGGAAACGUUCCAUAUCUUGCACCUUGCAGCGUGCUGGGCACCCGAAGUGAAACCGAGUAGCGCAGAAGCGCCCCCUCUUCAACACGCACCAACUGAGCCUUCCAUCCCAUCUGCCGCGCACUCACCAUCCACCCAGACAAACAUUUCUGAUGUCGUCGCCUCUUCCUCCGGGAGCGAGUUGCUAAGGCCUCCACCCCGCAUCCGGGCGGCAGCUGCUCAGAUGGUGUUUGCCUCACGCACGUCACAGGACUUCAUAACACCCCAGGAUGUGGCGAAGAUAGAGGCGUGGACAGGGCGUGCUGUGCUGGAAGCUUUGGCCGGGAUCGAGAUCGAGCCUGACAGGUUGCACGAGGAGGUUGGAAGUGUAUGGGAAUUAAAGGACGACGCUGAGGCGGUCCCCCGAUAGACGGGGAGGGAACAUGUUGCCUGAUUUGUCAUGAUGGACACACAGGACAUAUUGAGGAAUAGAAAUCGUAUAGAGAAGUGUCAC